GCGGCCCUGGACGUGCGGGGGCCUCUCGGGGCUGGCCGCGUCGCUUCGGCCCUGCCCUCUCUCUCCAGCGCUCGCUCCCGCCCUCCCGGCGCUCCGGGCGCUGCGCGCGGGCCGGGCCCGAGGCAGGGCGGACAUGGGCGCCAAGCAGAGCGGCCCGGCCGCUGCUAACGGCCGCACCCGGGCGUACUCGGGAUCAGACUUACCUUCCAGCAGCAGCGGAGGCGCCAAUGGGACCGCGGGCGGCGGCGGGGCUCGGGCGGCGGCGGCGGCGGGGCGAUUUCCGGCUCAGGUGCCCGGCGCGCAGCAGCCCAGUGCCUCCUCGGGCGGCGCGGCGGCGGCGGCCCCGGCUGCCCCACGUAGUCGCUCCCUUGGCGGGGCCGUGGGGACCGUGGCGUCGGGGGCCCGCGCGGCUCAGUCCUCCUUCAGCAUCCCCAACAGCAGCAGCGGCCCGUACGGCUCGCAGGACUCGGUGCACAGCAGCCCGGAGGACGGCGGCAGCGGCGGCAGGGACCGGCCGGCGGGCGGGGGCUCCGGCGGGCCGCGCCUGGUGAUCGGCUCCUUACCAGCCCACCUCUCGCCGCACAUGUUUGGAGGAUUUAAAUGCCCUGUAUGCUCAAAAUUUGUACCCUCAGAUGAAAUGGACUUGCAUCUUGUGAUGUGUUUAACGAAGCCAAGAAUAACCUAUAAUGAGGAUGUACUGAGUAAAGAUGCUGGGGAAUGUGCAAUAUGCCUGGAAGAGCUGCAGCAGGGAGACACUAUAGCACGGCUGCCUUGUCUAUGCAUAUAUCAUAAAGGCUGCAUAGAUGAAUGGUUUGAAGUAAAUAGAUCUUGCCCUGAGCACCCUUCAGACUAA
Molecule: messenger RNA, 853 nt
Organism: Chrysochloris asiatica (Cape golden mole)
Lineage: Eukaryota; Metazoa; Chordata; Mammalia; Afrosoricida; Chrysochloridae
Gene: ZNRF2
Product: zinc and ring finger 2
Exons: 4
Coding region: 134-853 (239 amino acids)
Source: RefSeq, a predicted model, not a curated record